Messenger RNA from Phytomonas sp. EM1, 627 nucleotides. The record is from the annotation of a GenBank genome assembly. Lineage: Eukaryota; Euglenozoa; Kinetoplastea; Trypanosomatida; Trypanosomatidae.
AUGAGGCCGGCCCGCGGGGACGCCCCUAAGGACCUUUCCAAGACGGAAAAAACAACCCUGCGAGACGAGGCCAGGCGUCGGGCGCGUCAGACGGUGCUCUACUGGGCUGCCCGGCAGCGGGUGCCGAUCUUCUCCCCUUCCCUCGCGGAUGGCGAUCUCAUCGAGUACCUCCUCGACGCCUCGGACGAGACGCAUCCGGAUCCGAAUCCGGAUCGCGCCUGUUCUUCUUUUUCGUCGUCGUCGUCCUCCUCGAGGCCGCUCGCGAUCGAUCUGGUGAGGGAUCUCUGCCGGAUCAAUCGGAUGGGGAUGUUCAGCAAGUGCACCGGGAUGAUCCUCUGUGGAGGGGGGCUCGUGAAGCACCACAUCGCGAACGCGAAUUUGAUGCGAAACGGCGCCGACUACGCGGUGGUGUUGAGCAACUCGCAGGAGUUCGACGGAUCCGACGCCGGGGCGCGCCCGGAUGAGGCCGUUUCGUGGGGAAAAAUCCGCAUCGACGGGAGCAGCGCGAAGGUGUAUAGCGAGGUAACCACCGUCUUUCCGUUGCUCGUCGCGCAGGUCUUUUUACCCCUCGUCAGACGGCAAAGGGAAGAGCGAGAAAAAGCGGGUGUGAAGGCUCGCCAAAGGUGA